This is a messenger RNA of Drosophila kikkawai, 4985 nucleotides long. RefSeq names its product cytokine receptor domeless (gene dome). Gene Ontology annotation, molecular function: protein binding. NCBI's taxonomy places the organism in Eukaryota, Metazoa, Arthropoda, Insecta, Diptera, Drosophilidae. The record is from RefSeq and is a predicted model, not a curated record.
CAUUUCCGCCGUCCUUGGUGCACGCAGCUAGCAAUUGCAGUGAAACAUUGCGUUCGCAGGGCGAUUUUCACUUGCGCGGCACAGGUGUGAUGAGCCAGUCAAGUGUGACCGUUCGGCCGAAGGUCUGCAGCGCGCACCUGGCCAUAUCGUAUAUCGAGUUCCGAUAAGUGCCCGGUCACACUGCCGACCAGACGAAACAGAAACAGAAAAUCCAACGAAAGCAACAGCAACGCGAGCGGGGGCAGGGAGGAGAGAGCGAUCGCCGUCCUACGCGUACUCAGGAAUCUGCAGACAGAUCCAAAGACAAACAACAAUUUUAUCCAACAACCGAAAAUACUCUUGCAAAGUAGCUAACAGUGUGCAGUGAACUCCGAACUUCGGAACGAACGAGGAACCAGCCAGCACACCUUGGCAGCGAGAUGCGUUAGAGCUGCUUCCAGGAACCCAGCGUAUAAACGGUUUCCGAGAACUGCCCACCAAUACAGAGCCAACAAGUGCCACGGCCAGCAAGGUGUGCGUGUAAGUGUGAGAGAGCGGCCGUGUCGGUGAGCGUGCGUGUGUGAGUGCAGUGCGAGAGAGGAGAGCAGAGGUUGCAGAGCGAAGUGCGGUGAGGUGGUGAGAGGAGAACUAGAGGAGAGAAGAUACCAAAAUACAGGAGCGGACUAAGGAAGUCUAAGGACCAUGGCGCCUCUGGUGCCGCAGGCGCUCGAGCUGCUCGCCCUGCUCCUCCUGCUGCAGGUAGGCGCCCGCGCCACCGUCGAUCCCGGCUGGCUCAUCCCCGACAAGGUGGAGCAGGCAAUCGGCGGCAAUUUUACGAUCAGCUGCACCCUCAAUGAGACGUACUUUAGCGAUCCGAACGUCAUGGAGCCCUGCACCGUCGAGGAUCUGUACUUUAAGGCCGGAAAGCGCGAGUACCGCCAGCAUCCGGACAUACGGACGCUCAACAACACCACGGUCCUGUUCACCGCCAGGAACGCCGAGGAGCAGGAGGGCGAGUACAUGUGCAUGUGCCGCGACUACGUGAUCAACACCUCGAAGGUGUACGUGGGCACGCGGCCACUGCCCAUCCGGGACUUUGACUGCAUCGACUACGACUUCCAGUUCAUGGUGUGCAACUUCACCCAGCCGCCGAACAAGCUGAUAACCAAGUACAAUGUCAGCUACAAUGUCAACGACGACUGGCACUACAGCAACUCGGUCGACUGUAACUUCGACGCCGCCCCGGUGGUCACCUGCAACAUCACGGAGGACAACUACCGGCGCUUCAGCGAGACCUACUACUUUCGCCUGUACAUGGCCAAUACCCUCGGUGACCUGAUGCAGCCCAUAACGCUGAAUCACUUUGAGCGGAUUGUGCCGUCCAGGCCGGGCCAGAACCUGACCCUCGUCAACAGCACCGAGAACUCCGUGUGCCUCUCAUGGGAGAUGAAGCAGCGCAGCAAUUAUGCCCACGGCCUGGUCUGGCAGGUGAACGUCUCACCGCACAACUUUGAGCCGCUAAAGCGGGCCAACUGGCGCAACAAUAGCUCCAUCAUCAAGGACACGCUCUGUCUCACGGAGCUUCCAUACGCUUUCUACAACUAUACGCUGCGGCUGCGCGUGCGCGGCAACCGGAAUAAUACGAUAUGGAGCGAGCCGCUCAUCUACAGCUUUGCCACAGCUCCGGCUAAACCACGCCGGCCGCCGCGCGUCACCUACGGCAGCUUUUACGUAGACUCCUCGGAGGAGGGCAUGCGCUUCUACUGGGAGCCACUGGAACCGCACGAACAGAACGGACCGCAAUUUGGAUACAUCAUUAGCGAGUACCGCAUCAACGGGACUUUAGUGGAUCCCAACCUGAUCAAAGUGGGCUUGGACUCGGCGGUGAUUGAUCACUGGAACAUGAGCGGCGUCCACGAGUUCCUCAUACGCAGCAAGAACAGCGAGGGCCAGUCGGAUAACGCCACCCGUAUGUCGAUUGGCCCAAUCAGCAACCGGGAUUUACGACAACGCGUGCCCAAAAAUAUACAUGGCGUGUACCAGCAGACCAACGAGAGCUUCACGCUGACCUGGGAGCCGCCCGAGGAUCAGACAGAGCUCACCAACUACACGGUGUUCUGGUGCAAGCCCAAGCCGGGGCUGCUGUCCGAGUGCGAGGGAUCCAUACGCUUCGCCGAGGUGCCCAGUGGCCAGUUGAUGUUCACAACGGCCAGGGACCAGCAGACGCUGCUAAUGGCCGUUUCAGCCAAUUACCGAUCGCACAACUCGGGCCUGCGGUGGCCCAAGUGCAGCAGCGACAAGACGGACGACCUGGCUAAGAUGGAGCCCUCGAUUGAUGUGACCACCAGCUCCACGAUGACGGUCAGCUGGGGCACGGAGCACGUCUGCGCCGUCAUCCUGGCCGGCUACAAUCUCACUUACUGUCAGCGCUCCACCGGCCGACCCGACAACUGCACCACCGUGGGGAUCGACCACUACAGCAACAAGUAUGUGAUCAAGAACUUGGUGCCCUACACCGACUACAGCGUCAAGAUGCUCAUGUACUCGGAGACGCGGGCGAGCAAGUACAGCGACGAGUUGGUCAAUCGCACUGGCGAGGCGGCGCCCAGCCAGCCUCGUGAACUACAGCUGCUGCGCGUGACCAGGUCCAGUGUGGAGCUGUCAUGGAAGCCGCCGCUUCUGGCCAAUGGCAUGGUGCGCGCCUACGAGGGGACCUUCCGUUCCCUUCGAGACAAUGUCACCGAGAGUUUCCGCGUGCCGGCCUUGAUCUACGAGCUUGUGGACACGGAGAAGCCCAUUACGCACACGCUGGGCAACCUGACGGCGUUCACGCACUACGAGGUGAGUGUGCGGGCGCGCACGCUCUAUUCGUCGGAGCCCAGCAAUCUGGUGACCUUCCGCACGGCCAUCGGAGUUCCCUCGCCGCCAACGCUUCAGGUGACGAACAACAAGGACCAAAGCUCGCGCCUGGACUGGCACCCGCCCAGGACACCGGCCGGACGCAUUGAUUACUACGAGGUGUCACUGCGCGACAGCAACGCCAGCUGCCUGAUGAGCACCAUCCUGCCGGGGCACAACCGCUCCUUCUUGAUGGCCACGCCGCGGUGCACCAGUCAUAAUCCCUUCCAGCUGGCGGUGCGCGCCAUUAACGUGGACCGUCAGCCGACGGGAGCGGAUGAGUCGACGGCCAGUCUCGUAAUCCAGUCCUCGCAGUCCUCGUGCGAAGUGCAAGCGACAAACGUGCUUGGCGAGGAGGAGCGGGCACAGUACGAGGCAUACGGCGCCAACGCAUCCGCCUAUCGACUGUACAAGUCCGAGUGGGGGACCUACGGAUACAUCUGCACCCCGGACACGAACAGCGUGAAGGCCAUGUACCAGACCAUCGAGGUGACCGUCGCCAUCCUUGUGCUCGGCGUCAUCUUCUAUCUGGUGUACAAGAAAUACCGCAAGAUGUCCGACAUCGAUCUGGUGCUACCGCAGGGCAUCAUGGAGACCCUGAAGAAGCCGAUGGACAUGGGCGGUCUGGGCCUCGAUCUCGGUCCCAACUCGUCUGUUAGCGGCGGCAUCAUCUGCACCCGUGUCGACAACUCGCCGCAGUACACGCCACAGGAUCAUCUUCCGCACGACUUUAGCAGCUGCGGCGGUGAGAGCUCGAAGCUGCUUCUGCGCACAGCCUCAUCCUCCGGCGGCGGCUGCCUGGAUCGCAAUGGCUACGACGACCACCAGGAGACGGGACCCAUGAGUGGCGCUGUGCCCCCACCCACGAGCUACCUGUCCAUGCACCACGGACUGCUCAUGCCGAGCGACAGUGAGACGGAGCGUGAGCGGGAGCAGGAGUCGGAGCAGGAGCGAGAGCAACAGGAUGGCGACGUCAACAGGGACAACAGGGAGGCGACCAGUGGCUACAUUAAGCCCACCCAGAUGAAGACCUGGGCUGGCAACGGUGGUUCCGUCCAGUCGCAGCCGCUGCCACGGGUGCCGCUCAGCGGCUAUGUGCCCGUGCCCAUUCUGCAGUCGCGCCUCAAUCCUCUGCCCGCCCCAGCUCCGGCUCACCCACAGGCCACCGCUAAUGCUCCCUCCGCCGCCGCUGCUGCCUCCACCUUCUUCCCGCCAGCGCAUCUGCUUAACAUGGACAACUAUGUGCAGGCCUCAGAUCUGCACAAGCUAAGGCCCCUGGCUGCAGCGCCAUUGCCAUCGGUUGGAAGAGGAGAAGGAGUAGCAGGAUCAGCACCCGGCACAGGAUCAGGAGGUGGAGGAGGAACCUCUGCCGUUGUGACAGCCUCGCCGCAGCCGCCAGUAGUCGCCGCCGCCUCCACGCCCACACCCAAGCAGGCCGAUAUUGGCUACACCACCAUGGAGCAGCUGCAGCUCACCGCUUUAAUGAAGCAACCGAUAUCCCCGGCCGUGGGCUCGCCGACGCAUGCCACUGGGGCGGCGACAGGUGGUCUCCAGCCGACAAUUAACGGCUAUGUGACGCCCCAGGAUCUGAACGUCCUGGCCCACAACAAUAGGCAUGUGCUCUAAGUCCGAGUGGAGCACUUGGCCUGGACACCCCGGCAAUCCUUCUCUGCAUCGUUUGCAUCCAUCCAUUUUGCAUCCCCCCCCACAUCUCCCAUCUCGAUUCUCCACCCGUAACCGUAACUGAAACCGAAGCCGCAUCCAACCCAAGCCAUGCCAUGCGGAUCAGCGGAGUCUGGAAACUGUAACCCGUAACCUGUAACCUGUAACCUGGCAGCUGUUUUUAGUAAUUAGUGGCAACUCACCGGACGAGGGAACCCCCGCGUUCCGCGUUUGUAAUUUAUUUUGUAUUCUUUGCGAGGCGCGUGAGGCACAGAGGGCUUAGAAGAAGAGGAAAGUAUUCGUAACGCUGUAGUAUUUUUUUAUAUAUCGUAUUUGUACACACACAACCCACUUAAUCAUCCGCUCGCGUCGAACAGAUCGAUCUUAUAAUAAUAACUAUAAUAUGUAUGUGUAAAAUGUACACCAACAUAAAGAUACUUUUAAAA